AUCGGAGCGAGGCUGCAGGCUGCAGCGUAAAGUGAUCCGGGCGCAGGGCGCGCAGUGAGCGGGAGGACGUGAGAGCUCUGCACCGCUGCUGACUACCAGAGAAAACCAGCAGAGACCCACUGAGACCAGCAGAGACCCACUGAGACCAGCAGAGACUGGCUGCAAAGCACCGUGUAGGCUGCCGGCUGGUGCGUAAAAGUGAAAGCGUAAAAGCAGGGCGCCCGAUGGCCGGGAGGCAGUGAGAGCUCUGCACCGCUGCAGACCACCAGCAGAGACCCGCUGGAUUCUGUCAACCCCCCUGUGGAGCUUCUCGUUACUGCGGUGUGUGUAUGGAGCGGCAGGCGGUGCAGCGGGCCAAAGAGGCCUUCCAGACCGGCAGGUCUCGACCCCUGGAGUUCAGACUGCAGCAGCUCAACGCCCUGCAGAGGAUGAUCACCGAGAAAGAGACGGACAUCGCCGCCGCUCUCAAGCAGGACAUCAGGAGGAGCCAGUACGACACGCCGCUCCUGGAGCUGAUCGGGAUCGAGAACGAGAUCAAGCUGGCCACCGAGAAGCUGGCCAAGUGGGCGGCCCGUCGACCCGUGGAGAAGACCUUCCUCACCAUAUCCGAUGAGGUCUACGUGCAGCCGGAGCCGCUGGGGGUGGUGCUCAUCAUCGGGGCCUGGAAUUACCCGUGGGGCGUCACCCUCCAGCCGCUGAUUGGGGCUAUUGCUGCAGGCAACGCAGCUGUGGUGAAGCCGUCGGAGCUCAGCGAGCACUCGUCCCGCCUGCUCCACAUUCUGCUGCCUCGCUAUCUGGACACGGACCUGUACCCAGUGGUAAUGGGUGGCGUGCCGGAGACUCAGGAGCUGCUCUCGCUCAGGUUUGACCACAUCUUCUACACAGGCGGCGGCACAGUGGGUAAAGUGGUGAUGAAGGCCGCAGCUCACCAUCUCACCCCGGUCACCCUGGAGCUGGGGGGGAAGAGCCCCGCCUACAUCGACAAGAACUGCAACUUCAGAGUGGCCUGCCGUCGGAUCACGUGGGGAAAGUUCACCAACUGUGGCCAGACCUGCAUCGCCCCGGACUACAUCCUGUGUGAGCCCUCCAUCCAGGGCCCGGUGGUGGACUGCAUCCGGCAAACCCUGCUGGAGUUCUACGGUCCUGAUCCAAAAUCCUCGCCUGACUAUGGUCGGAUCAUCAACCAGCGGCACUUCACCAGAAUCAUGAGUCUGAUGGAGGGUUACACUCCGGUGAUCGGAGGGCAGAGCGACUCCUCACAGUGCUACAUUGCCCCCACGGUGCUGAAGGACGUCCCCCCACACUCCCGGCUGAUGCAGGAGGAGAUCUUCGGCCCCGUGCUGCCCAUCGUGACGGUGAGCGACAUGGAGGACGCCAUCAGCUUCAUCAACGAGAGGGAGAAACCUCUGGCUCUCUACAUCUUCUGCUCCGACAAGAAGGCCAUAAACAAGAUGAUCGAUGAGACCACGAGUGGAGGAGUGACUGUUAACGACGUGAUGAUGCACUACACGCUCAACUCCCUCCCGUUCGGCGGCGUUGGCCAGAGUGGAAUGGGCCGGUACCACGGAAAACACACCUUCGACCAGCUGAGCCACCACAAGGCCUGCCUGGUGCGCUCGCUGGCCAUGGAGCACGUCAACCUGUCGCGCUACCCUCCCCAGGACCGGCGGAGGGCUCGCAGGGUCCGGAUGGCCCUGAAGUCCCCCCUCAUCGACAUGUCCAAGAGGACCCUGGUCUGGGCCGUCGUCGCCACCGUCAUCGGCUGCGGCCUCUUCAUCACCCUGAUGAUCAUCCUGCUCGUAGCCGCAGGCCUCAACUGUACCUGCUGGUACUGGAGGGGCUUUUACAACUAGAGACACAGCCAAAGAACCAGCGCCAUGCCAGCACACAUUCUGAAUCCAACCUGAUAUUCUGAGGU
Salarias fasciatus (jewelled blenny) is the source of this 1918-nucleotide messenger RNA. RefSeq names its product aldehyde dehydrogenase, dimeric NADP-preferring-like. Gene Ontology annotation, biological process: aldehyde metabolic process. Bases 330 to 1853 code for a protein of 507 amino acids. Gene Ontology annotation, cellular component: cytoplasm. Lineage: Eukaryota; Metazoa; Chordata; Actinopteri; Blenniiformes; Blenniidae. Gene Ontology annotation, molecular function: 3-chloroallyl aldehyde dehydrogenase activity; aldehyde dehydrogenase (NAD+) activity. The record is from RefSeq and is a predicted model, not a curated record. The transcript is spliced from 10 exons.